This is a messenger RNA of Cheilinus undulatus (humphead wrasse), 648 nucleotides long. RefSeq names its product L-selectin-like. The record is from RefSeq and is a predicted model, not a curated record. NCBI's taxonomy places the organism in Eukaryota, Metazoa, Chordata, Actinopteri, Labriformes, Labridae. The transcript has 3 exons. The coding region runs from base 1 to 648 and encodes 215 amino acids.
AUGAACUGGACCCAGGCUCGACAGUGGUGUCAGACUGAGCACACAGAUAUGGUGAUUAUCCAAAACCAGGAAGAGAACGACUAUCUAGUCUCAGUUCUGCCAAACAGAACAAAGAGCCCAUAUUACUGGAUAGGAAUCACCAAGAAACACAAAAAUGAAAACUGGGUCUGGAUUGGGGAUAACAGCACCUGGAUCGGCAAUGGUUCAUGGGCGGCAAAUGAACCCAACAACAACCACAGCACUGAGUUUUGUGUUGAAAUCUACGUGAACCAGGGAGUAAACAGAGGGAAGUGGAACGAUGAGAAGUGUUCCAAUAAGAAAAUGGUUGCUUGCUUUAAAGCCCAGUGCAAUGAGAUAUCGUGUGACAGAGGGAUAUGCAAGGAAACCAUAAACAACACAACCUGCAUCUGUGAGGAGGGCUUUAAAGGGGACAGGUGCCAGACAGCUGUGGAGUGCCCCCGUCUGUCUCAGCCUGAUAAUGGCUACCUGAGCUGCACCGGAGGAAACCUGACCGUCAACUCAACCUGUCGAUUCAAAUGCCAGCUUGGCUUUCAAAUGAUAGGACAACCUGCUGUCACCUGUGGGGUCAGCGGGGUCUGGAGCGGCCCAAGACCUACUUGUGCAAGUAAUGGCAUUAGACUAACGUAA